Merops nubicus (carmine bee-eater) is the source of this 2169-nucleotide messenger RNA. It is a transcript of the gene ZNF770, whose product is annotated as zinc finger protein 770. Gene Ontology annotation, molecular function: RNA polymerase II cis-regulatory region sequence-specific DNA binding; DNA-binding transcription factor activity. The record is from RefSeq and is a predicted model, not a curated record. Gene Ontology annotation, biological process: regulation of transcription by RNA polymerase II. NCBI's taxonomy places the organism in Eukaryota, Metazoa, Chordata, Aves, Coraciiformes, Meropidae. The transcript has a single exon. The coding region runs from base 1 to 2169 and encodes 722 amino acids.
AUGGUCAAAGUUCAGCAGUCUGUAACAGCUGAUAGGAUACCCAAGAAAAAGCCAUAUAUUUGUGACAGUUGCUAUAAACAGUUCGAAACUCCAUCAAAGUUAGCUAGGCAUUAUCUGAUACAUACUGGUCAAAAGCCAUUUGAAUGUCAAGUAUGCCAUAAAACAUUUAGGCAGUUAGUCCACCUGGAGAGGCAUCAGUUAACCCAUAACCUGCCUUUUAAAUGUAUUGUUUGUUGUAGAAACUUCAAAAACUUAGUCACUUUCUUGAAGCAUCAGCAGCUUCAUAAUGAAACUUCUGAGAAUGAUACCAAGCAAGCAGAAAACUCUGUGAAGUCUGAGGAAGACAGGGUCACUUGUGGCAUAUUUCAAUGUUCUAUGUGCUGGAAAUCUUUUACAACUGAAGAGAGGUGGACGCUGCAUCAGUGUCUGAAGGCCGAUCAUCUACUUGGUGCCAGGAGGAGAAAGAAAACUCAUGCUUGUGAAUCAUGUAACAAGACAUUUCCAUCAAGAUCUAAGCUAGAAAGACACUUUCUUAUUCACACUGGCCAGAAACCUUUUAAGUGUUCUUCAUGUGGUAAAUCUUUCAGACAGUCAACACACUUGAAAAUCCAUCAGCUUACACACACAGAAGAAAGGCCUUUUCAGUGCUGCUUUUGUCAGAAGAGGUUUAAAAUACAGAGCAAACUCAUGAAGCACAAACAGCUCCAUGCCAGAAAUAAGAUUUUUCCUAAUAUUCUAUACAAAGCAAAGACUCUUAAAUAUCCCAGACUACACAACAUGUUGGAAGGAAAGAGGGGUAGUUUUGAGAAUGUUGACACUUACGAGGCACAGGAGAAUGACCCGCACGAUGUUCACUCGAUUUAUAUUGUACCAUUUCAGUGCCCAGCAUGUGAGCAGUGUUUUGAAACAGAGCAGGUUCUAAAUAUCCACAAAUGUUAUCUGAAAGAUGGCAAAAGUUCAAAUAAUGGUCCAACAGCCUGCAGCCACACAGUCAGCAUGAGAAAGAAGAUCCUGAUGAAGCUGAAGCAUACUGGAGGAAAGGCAACAGAUUUUUCUCUGACUGACAGAAAAAAUAAAAAAUCAGGUCACUUUAAACGCCCUGACCUGGUUGCAGCUAGAGAUCGGCGUUCUGAUCAGUGUGCUUCCACUAAACCUUUCAAGGAUUGCUGUAGCAGGCUUGACAUGCACAAGGCACUUCGUAAUCAGAUGAAAAGAACAUUUGCUGUGCCAUUACCUUGGCAAGAGAACCCGCAACCUCACAACUGUGGAAUUCAUUUAAAAGGUAUGCUUAUUGGUGAAACCAUGUUAAACGUCGAUGAUUCACUGGGUAAUAAAGAUGAUGCUUCUUAUGUUUCAUCAGAUGAUGGUUUCUUUGAUAAUCCAGAAGUACUUCGCUGUGCUUUUUCAGCUUCUGCUAAAAACUUACGUAACAGACACAAAGUGUGUAAGUGUGACAGAUGUGAAAAAAUCUUUCCCUCUUCAUCCAAACUUCAAAGACACUAUCUUAUUCAUACGGGACAGAAGCCCUUUGGCUGUAAUGUUUGUGGGAAGACAUUUAGACAGUCAGCUCACUUAAAAAGACAUCAGCUCACCCAUACUGAAAACAGACCCUAUAAAAGCCCCAUUUGCCAGGUAGAAUUUGAAAACCUGAGCAAACUUUCCAGCCAUCAGGGAGAUCAUGCUGAAUUUAAGUCUUCUCAGCCUGUGGGUUAUUCAGGUUCUUCUCAAAACUGUUCACAAGCAUCUGGCUUUCAAGAAUUUGAGCUGAUUCAGUCAAAACAAGUGUCUGAAAUCAAAGUUGAAAUUGAGUCUGGGGGCUCUGUUCUUGACACCAGCAGUAGCAACACACAGCCAUAUCUGUGUAGUGAAUUGUUCAAAGUGGAGGAAAGCUUUUACAACUACCGGCACAAUUUUUCUGAAGGUACUGAAAAAAGUGAAGUUGUUAACAAAUUGUAUCAAUGCAGUAUCUGCUUUAAAGCUUUUAAAUCACCUUCUAAGCUUGAAAGACAUUACCUAAUACAUGCUGGACAGAAGCCGUUUGAAUGUUUAGUUUGUGGUAAAAAAUUCAGACAGGCCCCACAUCUGAAAAGACAUCACCUUACUCACUCUAAAGAGCGUCCAAAGCUGAGUUCCACUGAGCAACAACUGGAGAAUAUAAUGUUUUUAUGA